Messenger RNA from Mesocestoides corti, 1992 nucleotides. The record is from the annotation of a GenBank genome assembly. NCBI's taxonomy places the organism in Eukaryota, Metazoa, Platyhelminthes, Cestoda, Cyclophyllidea, Mesocestoididae.
AUGCCUAAGAAUAACGAUUUACUAAAGGGGAACAAGUCGAAAAAGGGACAGGCAGCCGGUUCGGGAUCCUCAACUUCGAAAAUGCCGAAGGCAACAGUAGAACAACUCAAUCUAGCAUUGCUGCUAGACAAAAAAAUUGACGUUGAUGCUUAUGAGUUUAAGCUACAGCAGAUUCAAGAAUGCACGGCGUGUACCAAGGAUGAAGCUAUUGCAGCCAUGCAUGAUGCCGACAAUAACGUUCAUCUCGCCAUUGAAAAUCUGCUUGAUCAGAAGUCUGAAAACGAUGAUUGGAAAGAUACCGUCACUAAGAGAUCACGAUCUCGAAAGCAAGCUGAAGUGAAACCUAAUGUGCCAUUGUCGGCGCCCAACAAUACAGAAUCAAUAUCACAAAACGACGAAUCCAGAUCUUUGUCAGAUCUCCGUAGUCAGAAAACGCUAAAUAGCGUGAGUACUAAAAAAAGUUCUGCCAAGCCCCAAGCAGUUCCCAAUUUAGCUAAUGGGCUCUCCAGCGAUUCCUUAUUGCCUGACAGUGCUUCCACUCAGCCAGACGCUGAGCGGGAUGAAAAUUGGGAUUUGGAUUGUGGUGAAUGGAGAGGAGAGGCCAUUGAGGUCGUCAACUCGGCGUCCAGUUUAAAAGUGAAUAUUCAUGAGGAUAGUGAACUUCUAAGGCUUGUUACUUGUGAUUCUCCAGAACCACAACAAACGCCAAGUGAUAUUGAAGAAAUUAAAGUGGAAGAUGAACCCGAAAAAGCUAGUGGUGGUGCGUUAGCUGAGGACAGGGGCGCUGACGUGUCUCAACAAUCUAAACCGGUAAAAGCUAGUGGAGAAUCAGUAGAGUCUAUUAAAGCCUGGCUGUUCUCCACUUACGCAAGGAGUGCCCCGCCUCCCUCGUCACACAUUCCGAAAGUUCCAGUUUUCUUUGCGCCAGGUUCUAGGAACUCUGUUGUAAGCCCAAGUGCACAGGCUCUGGAGCGUGGGACUACGCAAACUCAAAACACUUCCCCGUUGCGUCAACUUGAGUUUCCUUGUACCAAUCCGCCUCAAAAUCUGGAACCGUUAAAAUCGGAUCACCAUCCUGAAAGAAAGCCUAGAACAAAGAAUCAACUUACUGAUGCGUCAAACAGACUUAAAGCUCAAAAUCAGUGUGGUUUUUCGCCUGUAAUGACCACUCUUCUUCAUCCAAUUCCCAAACUGCAGCAAGAUUUACAAACGGAUCAUGCAUAUUCAGCUGCCAUUCAAAAUACUUCGGCGCUCAAGGAAGCUUAUGCAAAGCUUCAAGAUCACGAGUCCCCUCCUAGUUGUCCGCCAAACCAACCCGUGAAUAACUUUGAAAAUCCAAGUCCUUAUGAGUAUAACUUACUCGGUGAAUUAUCUCAAAACAUAAAACAGGUGGGCUUGGAGCCUCAAUCCGGAAAAUCUGAUGCCUUUACCCAAUCUUUAUCGUCAAAUCAGCCGGAGGUGAUUAUGCCACCUUCGUAUCACUCAAUGCAACCAGCGAAACCGGUUGUUUCCCAACCUCCCCAGAUAAAUAAACCGGUUUCCACAAUGCCUCCAAGCGCCAACCAACAACCUCUGUCUACAACUCAGCCACAACUUCAUCCUGCGAUGCAUCCAGGAUUGCCGCAGCUACUUAGUCAAUUUCAAACUACUUUUCCCAUGUACAAUCUGCCGAGUGGUUCUGGGACUGCUGCCCCCCAUUUGUUUGACCUUGAUCAGCUUCAGGCUCUACAACAACAGCAGCGCAUGCUUUUUGAAUUACAGCAGUCUCAACAGCAGCAACAGUCCCAAUCUGUUGCGACUGAACCGAAUCUCCCCAAUACUUGCGCUGAUGUUUUACCAUCAUCAAAAUCUAGCGUCCCGAUGCAUCACGUAACGACUCCUAAUGUCGGUCAUGGUUUUACUUUUCUUCCGUACCAUGGGAUGGUCUUAAUGGUAAGGUUUGUCUUUCAGUUGAUUAGCUUUCCUAGAACGGGUAUCCUAACGCUUUCCUGA